ACUGUUUACCAUUCCCAUCUACCACUGUCAGAAAACUCCUAUUCAUCGAAGAAAUCGGACCCAUUUCGAAACCCCAACCCAAACCCGAUUCCAUAUUCACCGGACUCACUCCAAGAUUCUCUCCUCCUCCGAUUUUGUUUGCUGAUGUUUUGCAAUGUGCUAACCUCAAUUUUGUUGCUGCUUCUCCAAGUACACGUGGAGAUCUGAAUCUUCUUCAAUUUCCAUUUUCAGCUCCGAAAUCUUACAGACAUGGAAAUGAGGUUGGAAGGGUUUUGCUGGUUUUAGCUUCUAUUUGAAGGGUUUUGCUGGUUUUUUGCUUCUAUUUUGAAGGGUUUUGUGAAGUGGUUUGGAUGGAAGCAAAGAAAGAGGAGGCACUUAAAGAAAUACAGAAUGCUGAGAAAAGAUUUGCUCAGAGAGACUUUGUUGGAGCUAAAAGUUAUGCUUUAAAAGCCCAAACUCUAUGUCCUGAAUUCGAAGGUAUAUCUCGAAUGGUGACUACUUUUGAAGUUCACAUUGCCUCUCAAGUCACAUGUAAUGGUGAACUAGAUUGUUAUUCCAUUCUGGGCUUAAAACCUUCAGCAAAUAUAGAAGCUGUGAAGAGACAGUACAAGAAGAUGGCUGGGUUGCUUCACCCUGAUAAGAACAAGUGUGUGGGAGCUGAUGGGGCAUUUAAACUUGUUUCUGAGGCAUGGACCAGGUUGUCUAGUAGUUAUGAUACGAAGAGAAAUGCACAAUUGGGUGCUGGGCAUGGACUUAGUCACAAAGAUUUGUCUUCAGGUCACGCUUCUGGUGGUAAUCGUCGCGACACUUUUUGGACAAUUUGUACUUCUUGCAAAGUUCAGUAUGAGUAUCUGCGCAAGUAUAUAAAUAAGAAGCUUUCUUGUAAGAAUUGUCGUGGAACUUUCAUAGCUGUCGAAACAGCCCCGGCAAAUGGUUCAUUCCCAUAUUCUCCUUGGUCGUAUGGGUCUGGCAGUGGGCAUGGAAGUCAUUCGUAUGAUGGACUUACAUAUGUUCCCACUAGUGGCACCUAUUUAAAUGGCAAUGGGGUCACCGGAUACCAUUCGGGACCCGGAUACGAGUAUGUUUCAAAUGUUCCAUAUCAGUGGAGUUCUGUCGGAUAUGUCAAUCAAAAUGGAUCAACUAAGGGAAGCGGCAAAGUUAAACCAGGAGCUGAUAGGAAGCAUUACAUGACAGAGACAGCGGUCAGUAUGAAUUCAGAUGUAUCAUUCUCCCGUAAUGAACUACAAGAGGUUAAGCUGAGUAGACCUGAGAAGAAAAGGAAAGUUGUGGGGGCCAGUUUAAAAAAUGUUCAUGAAGGAAAGGGUUCAAAAUGUGCUUCGGUAUCAGCAUUGGCUAAUGGGAAUGAAAGUGUUGGACAUAGACAGAGGCUUUCCAGCACGAGUGAAGUUCCAACAAAACAGUACUCCAUGGUACCUGCUUUUGAUGCAAGAAAAUUAUUGAUGGAGAAGGCCAGGACAGUAAUAAGGAAGAAACUGGAAGAGAUUAAGUUGUCAUCUGAAACUGCAGCUGCUGUUAAUGAGAGAAAAAAAUCUCAAGCUGAUGUUGGUCAGGUCAAAAGAGACACGUAUAUAAAAACAGUUCCAAAUGUUUCUAAUAAUCAGUUAGAACAUAGGAAAACUGGUCCAGUGACGAUUACUGUCCCAGAUUCUGACUUUCAUGACUUUGAUAAAGAUAGGUCAGAGCCAUGCUUCAAGCCAAAGCAAAUAUGGGCCUUGUAUGAUGAGGAGGAUGGGAUGCCCCGCUUGUAUUGUCUGAUCCGCGAGGUUGUCUCUGUCAAUCCAUUCAAGGUUAACAUUAGUUACUUGAGUUCAAAAACCGAUAGCGAAUUUGGAGAAGUGAACUGGCUUGUUUCAGGUUUCACCAAAUCUUGUGGAAAUUUCAGGGCCAUGACCGCUGAUGUUGUUGACCAAGUUAACAUUUUUUCUCAUGUUCUAAGCAAGGUGAAGGCUGGUCGAGGCGGUUGUGUUCGCAUAUACCCCAAAUGUGGAGAGAUUUGGGCUGUAUACAGAAACUGGUCAACAAAUUGGAACAGAUCUACACCAGAUGAAGUAAGGCAUCAGUAUGAUAUGGUGGAGGUGCUAGAUGAUUAUUCUGAGGAGCUUGGCAUUUGUGCUAGCCCUCUCAUUAAGUUGGAUGGUUUCAAAACCGUGUACAAGACGGAUACUGACAAAAAUGCCAUUAGAUGGAUACCAAGAAAAGAAAUGGUGCGCUUUUCGCAUCAAGUGCCGUCGUGGUUGUUGAAGGGGGAGGAAGCAAGCAAUUUGCCUGACAGGUGUUGGGAUCUCGAUCCAGCUGCAACUCCAGAUGAGCUCCUUCAUGCUGCUAUAGAAGCUAAAGCUUUGUAGGGAGGCAUGGUUGAAAACAAGUACUAUUUGGAAACAUAUCAGCAUUCUUCCAAAAAAAUGUUUUAGAUUUAACUGUACACUAUGUCACACACAUAGUUAGAGUCCAAUGAGAUUUUAACCACUGACGUUUUUAGAGAGUGAAAUCUUAUUUAGCAACAUUUGAAGUAGCUAUUGUUAGAGGUUGAGACGGAUUGGCAUUGUUUCUGCUACUUGUAAUUUUAUUUCUGGUCAGAAUUUACAGGUCCGAUUGUUACGGUUUUUAAAAAACUUUA
Molecule: messenger RNA, 2638 nt
Organism: Cicer arietinum (chickpea)
Lineage: Eukaryota; Viridiplantae; Streptophyta; Magnoliopsida; Fabales; Fabaceae
Source: RefSeq, a predicted model, not a curated record